AAAUAAAUAGUGGUGCAGCGUCAGAUCUGAGACAAAAGAAGAAAACACUAAUAUUUCAUCUUAACACACAUCAGAACACAGAUCGAGCACAAUGGAGGGUAAAGUGUGUGGAGGAACAUCUGAGCCGAAUAAGGCGACUAAGGAUGUGCAGAAGCUUUGUGAUGAGGUGAAGCAUCAGGUAGAGGAGAAGGCUGGAAAGAAGUUUACGACUUACGCUGCCAAGUCUUACACAACUCAGGUUGUGGCAGGAACCAACUUUUUUGUCAAGGUUCAUGUUGGAGGAAAUGAUUACAUUCAUGUGAAGAUUUAUAAAGCUCUUCCUCACACUGGUGAAAAACCAAAGGUUUCUGCAGUCCAGUGCUCCAAAUCUCAACAUGACGCUAUUGAGUUCUUCUAAACUGUUGAUGUUAACCUUUAUUCAGAACCCAAUAUUCAUCCACUCCAGUGUCUAUGAAAUUUAAAUGACCAACACUUUGUUUGCUGCGUUAAAUCUCAAAUUUUUGCUAAAAUAAUUGCACAUAUCUAUUAUCAUUUCUAAUGUUUUAUGAAAGAAAAAUAUACUUUUGAAUAAUUAUUUUUUUAAAUGUAUUUUAAAUUUAAUUUAGAAAGACAAAAUGCUUAUUUACUUUACUUUAGCUGUGUACCAAACCAAUUUCCUGAGGAAUUGAAAUACAAAUCCUCAUUGUCUGUCAUCUUAGCACAUUCGAAAUGUAUGGUUAUGUUUAAAACAUUUGCAUAUCCAUUAGAGACAUGAUUUUGCAAGCAUCAAAUUUUGACUAACUUCUAACACCACAUUCAUUUUGUUCAGACUUUAAACAACAUACUGUAUUAAUAAUGAAAAAGUCAAGGAUUGAGAUUCUGUUUACUAUGGGACUGGUUUAAAGAAAGUUUUUUUGUUUGUUUGUUUCAUGCACUUUUGUGCAAUGACAGUAGUUUGGAAAUCCACAGGAAAAUGUUUUAAAAGAGUGUUUAUCUACAGUUUGUAACAGUAAUAAAAGUACAGACAUUUUACAUUUUGUGUGUGAAAUUAUUUUAGUAAUCACCACUGUAUAUCUGUUCAUAAUAAUUCAGGAUUGAACCCAUGACCUUUUGCACUGCUAAUGCAAUGCUCUAUCAAGUAAGCUGCAUGGGGAGUUUUUGUUAUGAUGAUGUACCAGCUAAUCACACUAAAAAAUAACUGUACUUAUGCAGCUGUUUUCCAGUAACUUACUGUAAACUGGCAACAGUUUGUUUAAAGUUAAAUGAACAUUAAACAUGAACAA
Molecule: messenger RNA, 1262 nt
Organism: Misgurnus anguillicaudatus (oriental weatherfish)
Lineage: Eukaryota; Metazoa; Chordata; Actinopteri; Cypriniformes; Cobitidae
Product: cystatin-B
Cellular component (GO): cytosol
Molecular function (GO): cysteine-type endopeptidase inhibitor activity
Source: RefSeq, a predicted model, not a curated record